AUGCGUGCCUUUAGUUACAUAUUGUUAGGGUUACUAGCCCUCACAACAAUCCACGCUAAACGUGUUGUUUAUGAUAUGAACGUUACAUAUAUUGAAAACGUGAACCCUGACGGCCUUAAAGCACGUCGAGUUAUUGGUAUCAACAACCAAUGGCCUAUUCCGCCAGUGGUUGUUGACUACGGUGAUACUUUGGUCAUGAAUGUACAUAAUUCCUUAGAUAACCCUACUACUCUUCACGCUCACGGUCAGUUCCAAAAUGGUACCAAUUGGAUGGAUGGUCCGUCCGGAGUGACGCAAUGCCCUAUUCCUCCUAAUUAUGACUUUACUUAUGAGUUCAACAUUACUCAGAACGGUACUUAUUGGAUGCACAGUCAUUACGGUAGUCAAUAUAUGGAUGGUUUCCGUAUGCCUUUCAUCAUCAACAAUCCUGAAGAACCCUAUAAAUACGACGAAGACGUCACUAUUACUCUCUCAGAUUGGUACCAUGACGAAAGUGAAGUCGGCCUUGCCACCUUCUUGUCUGUUUAUAACCCCACUGGUGCUGAACCUGUCCCUCAAUCCGCUUUGAUUAAUGAUAACCGUAAUACUUCCUUUGAAUUCGUUCCUGGCAAAACCUAUCGUUUGCGUAUCAUCAACAUGGCCAGUUUUGCCACCUUUUAUUUCGAUAUUGAUGGUCAUGAUAUGGAUAUUAUUGAAUGUGAUGGUGUUUACACUGAACGUACGACUGUACAAAGUCUCUUCUUGACAACCGCCCAACGUUUCUCUGUUCUUGUUACUGCUAAAAACUCGACUGGAUUCAACUAUUAUAUGCACGCUGACAUGGAUACUGUUAUGUUUGAUACUAUUCCUGAAGACUUGAACCCCAAUGCAACGGCCCCUAUCUACUACGACCGUAAACAUAACAACUUUGCCCCCGAACGUCACAUUGGUAUGGCGAGUACUUUUGACGAACAAGUCGACGUUAUUCCUCUGGAAAAAGAAGCCGCUGCUCCUUACGACCAUCAAAUCAACCUUACCAUUGAUUUCCAAGUCACCAACGACGGUAUCAACCGUGGUAUGUUCAAUUACAUUCCCUUUAUCGCCCCCAAAGUUCCUUCGCUUCAUACCUUAUUCAGUACCGGUGAAUAUGCUAUGAGCGAAGAGGUUUAUGGUCCUUUAUCCAGAGCCUUCGUUCUCAAGCACAAUGAUAUGGUCGAAAUUGUCCUCAAUAACUUGGACGCUAAUAACCAUCCUUUCCAUUUGCACGGUCAUGUCUUCCAAAUGGUGGGUCGCGGUGAAGGCGUUUACGACGGCAACACUUCCAAUGUCGAAUGGUUCAACGACAAUCCUCCACGUCGUGAUACCCUGCGUGUCGCUGAUGGUGGUUUCUCCAUUAUCCGUUUCCGUGCAGAUAACCCAGGUGUUUGGAUUUUCCAUUGUCACAUUGACUGGCAUUUGGAAUCGGGUCUUGCUGCUCUCAUGAUUGAAGCCCCUGAUGUUGUCCAAAAUACAAUGAAGUUGCCCCAAGCCUUUAUGGAUGUCUGCGAAGCUGGUAAUAAUCCUGCCACAGGUAAUGCUGCCGGUAAGGAAGGUUUGGAUUUGAAGGGUGCUCCUUCUGGUAUUGGCAUGCCUUAUGAUGGCUUCACCGCCAAAGGAAAAGGUGCUAUGGCUGCUUGUAUCAUCUGUGCUCUCAUCGGUAUGGCCUCUAUUAUUUGGUAUGCCUUCAAUGACCCCGUCAACACGGCCCGUGAAAGAAUGGGCAGACCUCCUAGUCGUGGUUAA
Mycotypha africana is the source of this 1761-nucleotide messenger RNA. RefSeq names its product Cupredoxin. Gene Ontology annotation, molecular function: ferroxidase activity; copper ion binding. Gene Ontology annotation, biological process: reductive iron assimilation; cellular response to iron ion starvation. The transcript is spliced from 8 exons. Gene Ontology annotation, cellular component: high-affinity iron permease complex. The record is from RefSeq and is a predicted model, not a curated record. NCBI's taxonomy places the organism in Eukaryota, Fungi, Mucoromycota, Mucoromycetes, Mucorales, Mycotyphaceae. The coding region runs from base 1 to 1761 and encodes 586 amino acids.